Juglans regia (Persian walnut) is the source of this 1318-nucleotide messenger RNA. Its product is annotated as U11/U12 small nuclear ribonucleoprotein 35 kDa protein-like. Lineage: Eukaryota; Viridiplantae; Streptophyta; Magnoliopsida; Fagales; Juglandaceae. Bases 42 to 1049 code for a protein of 335 amino acids. The transcript is spliced from 8 exons. The record is from RefSeq and is a predicted model, not a curated record. Gene Ontology annotation, biological process: mRNA splicing, via spliceosome. Gene Ontology annotation, cellular component: U12-type spliceosomal complex; precatalytic spliceosome. Gene Ontology annotation, molecular function: snRNA binding; mRNA binding.
AGAAGAAACCCUGUGAAAUAGGUUGAUUGAAGAGGGAGAGAAUGAGUUCGAACAAAAUAAACGCAGUGUUCUACGCCGAGUCGUACCAUCCCAUCCAGGCCGGAAGCAUAGACGGAACCGACAUUCUCCCACACGACAACGCCGUUUACCGAGCCCAUCUCUGCUCCUCCGCUGGCCUCUAUGACCCCUUUGGUGAUCCUAAAGUCAUCGGAGACCCUUAUUGCACCAUCUUUGUCGGCCGUCUCUCUCACCUCACCACGGAAGACACUCUCCGCAAGGCAAUGAGCGUGUAUGGGAGGGUGAGGAACUUGCGCUUGGUCCGGCACAUUGUUACUGGUGCUUCCCGUGGUUAUGCUUUUGUUGAAUAUGAGACUGAGAGGGAGAUGCAGCGUGCAUACAAGGAUGCUCAUCAUUCUAUAAUUGAUGAUUGUGAAAUAAUAGUUGAUUACAACAGACAACGGUUGAUGCCAGGGUGGAUUCCAAGAAGGUUAGGAGGGGGUCUUGGUGGUAAGAAAGAGUCGGGACAACUUCGAUUUGGAGGCAGAGAAAAACCAUUUCGAGCUCCUCUGCGACCAAUCCCAUUUGAUGAUUUGAAGAGACUUGGCAUUCCACCUCCACCAGAAGGAAGGUACAUGUCACGUUUUCAGGACCCAUCUCCCCCGAGAAGAAAAAGGAGUUCGGUGGACUGGGAAGAAGGCUCUCAUACAAGGGAUGGGCAAGAACACAGUCAUAAUAGAAGUUCUGCAGACAGCAAAGAACGUUAUCACAGCAGGAGUUCUCUAGAGCGAGAAGAGAGCUCUAAAAAAUGGAGCUCUCUGGAUAGGGAAGAGCAUUAUGGAAAAAGGACUUCCAUGGAGCGAGAUGAUAGUUCUUACAGUUGGAGCACUAGUCGGAGGGAAGAGCACCAUCACAAGAGCACAGACAGGACUCGCAAAAGGAGUUCUGAGGGCAAAGAUGAGAGGAGCUCUCACAAGCGCCACAAACAUAGAAAUCCUUCCUAUCGACAUGAGAGGAGGUCCAGUAGUCGUGACCAACCUUCUGAUUACUAAUUUCUUUAAGGUUUGUUUAUUGCAAAUGUGUGUGUGGGGAGAGAUAUCAAUAGGAAAAUUUUCAACAUAUUUGUCAGCAUUUAUUUUCAUCCUGCCGUAUGUAAGCUUUUUUUCUUUGCUAAAUGUAAAUUUCAGGAAAACUUGAUGUUUGUUUAGGCUGAGAAUAGGAAAUUCGAUUUGCAAGAUUGAUUAUCGGCACAUCCAACACACAUUGAUGUGAAAACUUGUUGCAUUAACUAAUACAAGAAAAUAUUGGUUAUUUGACCUUU